This is a messenger RNA of Hypanus sabinus (Atlantic stingray), 678 nucleotides long. RefSeq names its product dynein light chain LC6, flagellar outer arm. Gene Ontology annotation, molecular function: dynein light intermediate chain binding; dynein intermediate chain binding. Gene Ontology annotation, biological process: microtubule-based process; cilium assembly. The record is from RefSeq and is a predicted model, not a curated record. The coding region runs from base 153 to 422 and encodes 89 amino acids. Gene Ontology annotation, cellular component: cytoplasmic dynein complex. NCBI's taxonomy places the organism in Eukaryota, Metazoa, Chordata, Chondrichthyes, Myliobatiformes, Dasyatidae. The transcript has 3 exons.
GCGGCCGCGGCCGCCCGGGGGGCUGGUGCUGCUGUGUGACGGCGCGGGCGAACAAUCAGGCGGUGGUCGGGGUCGGGGACUCGGGUGCUCGGCGUCUGCUCCCUCAACAAGAGUACUUUCGUCCAGCUGCAGAGAAAAAACCCAAUUUAAAGAUGUCUGAAAGAAAAGCUGUCGUUAAGAAUGCUGACAUGCCUGAAGACAUGCAGCAGGAAGCUGUGGAGUGUGCUACUCAGGCACUAGAGAAGUACAACAUUGAGAAGGACAUAGCAGCUUACAUCAAGAAGGAAUUUGACAAAAAGUAUAAUCCCACAUGGCAUUGUAUUGUGGGCAGAAACUUUGGCAGCUAUGUGACUCAUGAAACAAAACACUUCAUCUAUUUCUACCUGGGCCAGGUAGCCAUUCUUCUGUUUAAAUCUGGCUGAAGAUGCUUAACUGAGGCUUUCAAAUGAAGUUGAUCCAAGUGUAAGACUAAAGAGAACUGUUCCUUCUGUUUUGAUCAAUCUACAAAGGGAAACACGAGGAAGAAUAUGCCCUAUGUAAUUUCUAGCAUGGUGCACCUAAGGCCUUUAUUUCCCCCCUGAGUCAUUCUACAAUAGGUCACUGUUUUCUGAUGACUUGUAUGUAUUUUCUUGUCUUUUUUUCCAACAUUUCCAGUUCAAUAAAUGAAUUUUGAUAUCA